UCACUACCAACCUUUUGGCUCUCUAGUCUCCCCCUUCUCUCUCUUUCUCUCUCUCUCUCUCUCUGUGACUGAGCUCGCUAAUGGCCGCUGGUUCCAACGAACUCUAGAAACCCUAACCCUAAACCUAGCCGCCAUGGACGUUCUUCUGAUCCUCCUCGUCCUACUCCCUCUACAGCUAAGUUUCAGUGCUCUACAACCAGACAUCAAGCUCUUGAUCUCCUUCAAGAGCUCGCUCCCUAACCCUCAGACCCUCCCGACCUGGAGCUCCAAUGGAGACCCUUGCGCUUCCUUCUCCGGUGUCACCUGCAUCUCUGGCCGUGUUGCUGUCGUGGACCUCACCGGCGUCGCUCUCACCUCCGACUUCCACGCUGUCACCAGCUAUCUUCUUGCGUUGGAUAACCUCCAGAGCUUGUUCCUCAAGUCAACGAACCUCACCGGAACUCUCGCCGGCGGUCGCUGCAGCGGGGGCCAGCUCGCCGUACUGGAUCUAUCCGAGAAUGGCCUGAAGAGCUCUCUCGCCGACCUGCUUUCUUUUGCUGCUUCCUGCUCGAGCUUAACGCUCCUGAAUCUCUCCACCAACUUUAUCACCGGCGGCGGGAAGGGCAUCGCCGGCGCCGGCGCCGGUACUUCCUUCGAGACACUCGACCUCUCAUUCAACCAAAUCUCCGAUGUGGAAGACCUGCAUCAGCUUCUCUCGCUCCCCGGCAUCCUGCGUCUCAACCUCACCGGCAACGGCCUUUCCGGCCAAAUCCCGGCGAUCACCAACGGCUCCUCUCUCCAGCAUCUCGAUCUCUCGUCGAACAAUCUCUACGGUGAGAUCGGUGCCGGAGUUUUCGCCGGCUGCCGGAGUCUUUUGUCCCUCAACCUUUCUUCCAACCACUUCACUGGUACGCUUCCCGCCGACCUCUCCUCUUGCUACUCUCUCACCUCUCUCAGCCUCUCUAAUAACAACUUCUCCGGCGAGAUCCCCGUCGAAACUCUAACCUCCCUGCCGGACCUCAUAACCCUCGAGUUCGCCUUCAAUAACCUCUCCGGCAAGCUCCCUGACACUCUCUCAAAGCUCACCAAGCUCGAGCUCCUCGAUCUCAGCUCCAAUGGCUUCUUUGGUUCCAUCCCCUCCGGCCUUUGCCAGUCCCCGGCGACCAGCUUGAGAGAGCUGUACCUCCAGAACAACAUCUUCACUGGCCUCGUCCCUCCAUCCCUAAGCAACUGCUCCAUGCUUGUCUCUCUCGAUCUCAGCUUCAACUAUCUCCACGGUGCCAUCCCGGCAUCUCUGGGCUCAUUAUCUCGCCUGCGGGACCUGAUCAUGUGGCAGAACCUCCUCUCCGGCGAGAUCCCCAGCGAGCUCACCCUCGCCCAGAGCUUAGAGAACCUCAUCCUUGACAACAAUGGCCUCCAGGGUACCAUCCCUGAAGGUCUCGUGAACUGCUCCAACUUGAACUGGAUCUCCCUCUCAAGCAACAAGCUAAGCGGCCCGAUCCCUUCGUGGCUCGGUCGUCUCUCCAACCUUGCCAUUCUCAAGCUGGGCAACAACUCUUUCUCCGGUCCGAUCCCGCCGGAGCUUGGAGAUUGCAAGAGCUUGAUCUGGCUUGACCUCAACAGCAACUCCUUGAACGGCACCAUUCCGGCCACUCUCUCCAAGCAGUCCGGCAACAUCGCCGUCGGUCUGGUGACCGGAAAGCGAUACGUUUAUCUCAAGAACGAUGGUAGCACUGAGUGCCAUGGCGCCGGCAACCUCCUGGAGUUUGCCGGCAUUCGCCCUGACCAACUCAGCCGUCUCCCCAGCCGUCGGUUUUGCAACUUCACAAGGGUCUACAUGGGCAACACUCGCUACACCUUCAAAAACAAUGGCUCCAUGAUCUUCCUGGAUCUCUCCUACAACCAGCUCUCCGGCGAAAUCCCCAGGCCACUCGGUUCCAUGUACUAUCUCAUGAUCCUCAACCUCGGCCACAACUUGCUCUCCGGCAGCAUCCCUCCGGCCUUAGGCGGGUUGCGUUACGUUGCCGUGCUUGACCUCUCCCAUAACUUGCUUGAAGGCCCCAUCCCUAGUACGUUCUCUGGUCUCGCCAUGCUCUCUGAGAUCGAUCUUUCAAAUAACCAGCUCAAUGGCUCCAUCCCUCAGCUUGGCCAGCUCGCCACAUUCCCUCGGUACCGGUAUGAGAACAACUCUGGUCUCUGUGGCUUCCCCUUGCCUUCUUGUGACGAUGGGCCGAGUAGUGGGGACAACGGCCAGCGCCGCAAGUCUCACCGAUGGCAGGCCUCUCUUGCUGGCAGCAUUGCCAUGGGAUUGCUCUUCUCUUUGUUCUGUAUUCUUGGACUGAUCCUCGUUUUCUUUGAGAGCAAGAAGAGAAGACAGAGGAGGAAAGAUAUCAGCAAUGUCAGCACCCGGGAUGUCGAUAGUCGCUCACAUUCUGGCACCGCUACCACUGCCUGGAAACUUACCGCCACCAAGGAUGCCAUGAACAUUAAUCUCUCCACCUUUGACAAGCCUCUUCGAAAGCUCACCUUUGCUGAUCUCCUUGAAGCCACCAAUGGCUUCCACAAUGAUAGCCUCAUUGGUUCCGGUGGCUUUGGAGAUGUCUACAAAGCUCAGCUUAAAGAUGGCAGUGUGGUUGCCAUCAAGAAACUCAUUCACAUCAGUGGUCAGGGUGAUAGGGAGUUCACAGCAGAGAUGGAAACCAUUGGAAAGAUUAAGCAUCGCAAUCUUGUUCCAUUGCUUGGUUACUGCAGGGUUGGUGAAGAGCGUCUAUUAGUUUAUGAAUACAUGAAGUAUGGAAGCUUAGAAGAUGUUCUCCGGGACCGAAGAAGAGCAGGAAUCAAGUUAAACUGGGCUGCGAGGAGGAAAAUCGCCAUUGGUGCGGCCAGAGGUCUUGCAUUCCUCCACCACAACUGCUUCCCUCAUAUAAUUCACAGGGAUAUGAAGUCGAGCAAUGUGCUCCUUGAUGACAAUCUUGAAGCCAGGGUCUCUGAUUUUGGUAUGGCGAGGAUGAUGAAUGCAGUGGACACUCACCUUAGUGUAUCUACUCUCGCUGGCACACCCGGCUAUGUCCCGCCGGAGUACUACCAGAGUUUCCGAUGCACAACCAAAGGUGAUGUUUACAGUUAUGGAGUUGUUCUGCUGGAGCUUCUCACAGGGAAGCAACCAACUGACUCAUCGGAUUUUGGGGACAACAACUUGGUAGGGUGGGUGAAACAACACUCCAAGCUGAGAAUAAUUGAUGUGUUUGAUCCUGAACUCCUCAAGGAGGAUCCAUCUCUGGAGUUGGAGCUCCUGGAACAUCUAAAAAUUGCAUGUUCAUGCUUAGAUGACAGGCCUAUGCGCAGACCCACAAUGCUCAAGGUCAUGGCAAUGUUCAAGGAGAUUCAAGCUGGUUCCACAGUUGAUUCCACGCCUUCGGCCACCACCACUGAAGGCACCACAACCUUCACAGUGGUGGACAUGAAGAUGAAUGGAGGGUUAAAAGUUUGAAAUUGCUAACAAUGUGGGAUGAAGAAGAUGAUGAUUGUAAUGAUGAUGAUGAUGAUGAUGAUUGCUAUUCUUUUUCACAGGGACGAGACCACGCCAUUGAUCCAGAGCUCUUCCUUCUUCCACGGUACAACAAGAAAAUUUUCUCCAGUUCUAGUUUUAUCAAUGAAUGUAUUAUAUUUCCUUUAUAUAAAUCCCCAGCUAUUUUCCAUACAUGCACCUUAGUAAGAGGAGAGUUGUUGCUGCUACUAGUGCUACUACUACUACUGCUACUGCCACUACUACCUUAUCUGUUUGUACAUACAAACUGUUGCAAUAACUUGGUUUUUGGUUAUUUAAUCUCACUUUUUUC
Dioscorea cayenensis subsp. rotundata (Guinea yam) is the source of this 3818-nucleotide messenger RNA. Its product is annotated as systemin receptor SR160. The record is from RefSeq and is a predicted model, not a curated record. The coding region runs from base 134 to 3469 and encodes 1111 amino acids. Gene Ontology annotation, molecular function: protein kinase activity; receptor serine/threonine kinase binding; ATP binding. Gene Ontology annotation, biological process: protein phosphorylation. The transcript has a single exon. Lineage: Eukaryota; Viridiplantae; Streptophyta; Magnoliopsida; Dioscoreales; Dioscoreaceae.